AUAUUCGACGCAAGAUCGAUUUUCUUGAACACUGGAUCGAUGCCAUAAUGGUGUGAUUUAUUUCAGUGUCAUGUGAAAUCUGCAUGACCGUAUUUUUCGAGGUUGCUGGUAACCUACCUGAAUAAAUGAUAUCAAAAUGAUUAGCAAAUCAAAUAUUUCCACUUCUAGCUCGUGCGGUCCAUCACUCGAACAACAGCGAAGGAGAUUCGAAAGUACAAAGUUAAGAUUACAAAUGCUAUCGCGAAAGACAGAGGAAAUUCAUAUUGAUGAAUAUAUUAAAAAGCUUGCACUGGACAAUUCUUUCGUCACAAGCAAAGAUGAUAAUAAUUCAUCUGUUUCCAAGGUCAAAACGACUCUACCUGUAGCUCCUCACUCUUGCAUUCCUAUUCACAAUACGCCUAAUCGUGGUGGUAAGUUCUCAGAUCAAAUCUCUGGUGUAUUUUCAACUGAACAAAUGUGUGAGAACCCAUCGCAUUUGGCUGAUUUUCCGGAGGUUGGAUAUCUGAAUACUGCAAACUCGUUUUCUCCAGCAGCUUCUUUAGCUAAACCUUCAUGGUUAGUGAAUCUCUCUUCCCUACCACCAAUUUAUGGCGAUGCCAUUCGUGCCGCUAAAACAAGUUAUGGUCUCGACAGUUCAAUAAUUUACGAGAUAUUCCGCUCGUCCAAUUUGAGCACAGAAGCAUUGUAUCAUAUUUGGUCACUUACAAGCUGCACCCAACCUGGUUGGUUUACACCGACUGAGUUAGUGACUGCCUUAGCUUUAAUCGGCCUGGCACAACGUAAGCAAUGGGAAUUCCAAUCAUGUUCUCUUUCCGAAACUAUUACUAUCCAAUCACUUUACGGACAAAUAUGUCCACCUGUCCCUAUGAUACAAAUCCCUAACUCCAGUAGGCCGCCUAAUUCUACAGAUACGAUUUUUGGGUCGGAGUUAGUCACUCAUGGAAAUCCCCCAGCUAGUUUUCGAGAUCCAGUAAUCUCAGGAUGUUCAAAGUUUCCCUUCCAACCUCCCGUCGUAGCCUUUCCUGCAUUUUCCAACCGAUUGGAUAACGAUUCUUGUUACCAGUCUAUUCAGUCAUCUACAGAUUCCAGCACAUUAAAUAAUUCUGUUUACAAGACAUCAGAUCCCUUCAUGCAUUUCGUUUCAUCAGGAACCCUAUCUAUAAAUGACCCUGAGUGGUCUGAUUUUGCUUCUUUUAAUACUUCCGUUAAGCAAUCAGAGCAUAAUAGUAAUAAUAUCCCGGAAGUCUCUACAGAAGUUGGUAUUAAUGGUCAGAAAAAGUCAGUCACGAGCUCUCACAUCUCUCUAUUUGAUGAAGAGUUUGGAAAUUUUCAAACUAGUUAUUCCGUUAAUGUAUCAAAACCGACUGAAAUUCUUGAUAAGCUUCCUCAUUCGAAUUCACUAACUACAGCGAAUAAUAAUAAUCUGUUAAAAUUACCAAUACAGAAAAGUGCUUAUAAUGAUGUACAGAAUAAAAUGAAUUCUUCAGAAUCUUUAUACGAACAAUGGCUUCAUUGUUUGACUGAUUGCUUGAAAGUAUUCAAUGAUUCAUUGUUAGUUUUAUCUUCUCUUAAAAGUAUGGAAGAUCAAUUUGAAUUUGCAGAAAGUGAAGAAGGAUGUAAUUUCUUAUUGGAUGCCACUGAGAUUUAUUUGAUGACGAGACGAAUUAGCAUUUCAGCCAAGAAUUACAAUGUAAUUGAUUCAUCUAUGCAUCAACUGUUUUCGGAUAUUGAAAAUUCAUUUCGUAAAUUAUCAUCGUAUGCUGUUGUAACUGAUCUAAAGAAUAAAAUUGGUCAGGCUUUUAAUUUUGUUUCAACAUCAGAAAAUGAAUUCGUUAUUCAAGACUUUAUUAAUUCGACCACGUUCUCAUAUUGCGGAGUUUGUCUUUCAUCGAUCAACCUGACUAAUGACCAGUGUGUUAAUAAUCAUUGCAAUGAAUCAUCCAGUUUUUCUCAACACCAACAAACUAACUAUCAUUUAGUUUAUAUUAAUCUAGCUGGUCGUUGCUAUCAUAUAUCAUGUGCUAAUUUCUGGAUGAAUCGUAUCAAUCCGUGUCUACCCGCUCUUAAAAUCCCAUUGUAAUCGUUGUGAUGUAAUAUCGAAUUCGUUUCGUUUCCUGUUAUAAUCAAAUAUUUUGUGAUUACUCUAUAUAUAUUUUGUAUAUUUAUGAAGCAUUUCAUGUAGUUCAUCUCAUUUUUGUCCACUGAUUUUGGUUUGUAUCAUUAUAAGCUCCAUAUUUUCUUCCGUCUGUAUUCAUCUAUGAUCCCAAUUUGUUGCUGUUAUGAUGUUUUUACUUAUUAAUCUAUCUGUGUAUUAAUUCUAUUUACUGUGAUGCAAUAAAAUGCUAUUUUAUUUUUAACCGACAAAGAGAUUUUUCAAUGCUUUAUGACUGAUUUAACAAUGCUUGAUGAUAAUGUUUUGUUCUUUACAUAUGAUUGUCUGUGUUUUAAAAACAUCACGACUUAAGUCACAUGAGCGUUUGCUUCUAAAUUUAACACUAUUGUUAUAUAUAUAACUGUGAACAGUUUUUAUGAUUAGAUCUGUCAAAUUAGCGUUAUUCUAAUCUACUAAUACUCGGAUGAUUACGGUUACAGCUAAGUGGCAUUAAAAGAAAACUGAACAAAAUAUGGUCGGG
This is a messenger RNA of Schistosoma margrebowiei, 2633 nucleotides long. Lineage: Eukaryota; Metazoa; Platyhelminthes; Trematoda; Strigeidida; Schistosomatidae. The record is from the annotation of a GenBank genome assembly.